AUGAGCCGCGCGCUGAACUGGGACAUGGACGGGCUGCGGGCGGACGGCGGGGCCGCUGGGGCCGCCCCGGCCUCCUCGUCCUCGUCGGCGGCGGCCGCGCCGGGCCAGUGCCGCGGUUUUCUCUCCGCGCCGGUAUUCGCCGGGACGCAUUCGGGGCGGGCCGCGGCGGCGGCGGCAGCGGCAGCGGCAGCGGCGGCCGCGGCCUCAAGCUUCGCCUACCCGGGGACCUCGGAGCGCACGGGCUCCGCCUCGUCGUCGUCGUCUUCGGCCGCCGCGAUCGCCGCGCGCCCCGAGGCUACCCCGGCCAAAGAGUGUCCGGCGCCCGCGCCCGCGCCCGCCGCCGCUGCAGCGGCUCCCGGAGCCCCAGCACUGGGGUACGGCUACCACUUCGGCAACGGCUACUACAGCUGCCGAAUGUCGCACGGCGUGGGCUUGCAGCAGAACGCUCUCAAGUCGUCCCCCCACGCCUCUCUUGGAGGCUUCCCCGUGGAGAAGUACAUGGACGUGUCGGGCCUGGCGAGCGGCAGCGUGCCGACCAACGAGGUGCCCGCGCGAGCCAAAGAGGUGUCCUUCUACCAGGGCUACGCGAGUCCCUACCAGCACGUGCCCGGGUAUCUCGACAUGGUGUCCACCUUCGGCUCUGGCGAACCUCGGCACGAGGCGUACAUCUCCAUGGAAGGCUACCAGUCCUGGACGCUAGCCAACGGGUGGAACAGCCAGGUGUACUGUGCCAAGGACCAGCCGCAGGGGUCCCAUUUUUGGAAAUCGUCCUUUCCAGGAGAUGUGGCUUUAAAUCAGCCGGACAUGUGUGUCUACCGACGGGGACGGAAGAAAAGGGUACCCUACACCAAACUGCAGCUCAAAGAACUGGAGAACGAGUAUGCCAUUAACAAGUUCAUUAACAAGGACAAGCGGCGGCGGAUUUCAGCUGCCACGAACCUAUCCGAGAGACAAGUAACCAUUUGGUUUCAGAACCGAAGAGUGAAAGACAAGAAAAUUGUCUCCAAACUCAAAGAUACGGUCUCCUGAUGUGGGCCAGGGUGGCCACAGACAGUUUAAAUGCUUUCUCCAAAAGACCUUUGGAAAGACUUGAAAAUGUAUUUAAUUCCCCACUUCCCUGCCAAUGAUGGCAAAUGUUGUGAAUUUUUGUUCUCUCCUGACUCUUAUCUGGCUCAAAAACCUUUUACUGCCCACCCUGACUUUGUAGUUUUGUUUCUUACUUGCUUACUAUUGUUUUUGUUUUUUG
Jaculus jaculus (lesser Egyptian jerboa) is the source of this 1246-nucleotide messenger RNA. RefSeq names its product homeobox D13 (gene Hoxd13). Bases 1 to 1029 code for a protein of 342 amino acids. Gene Ontology annotation, molecular function: RNA polymerase II cis-regulatory region sequence-specific DNA binding; DNA-binding transcription factor activity, RNA polymerase II-specific. The record is from RefSeq and is a predicted model, not a curated record. Gene Ontology annotation, biological process: regulation of transcription by RNA polymerase II. NCBI's taxonomy places the organism in Eukaryota, Metazoa, Chordata, Mammalia, Rodentia, Dipodidae. The transcript is spliced from 2 exons.